AUGGAACCUUUUCACCACGAUGGGUGUAUCAUCACUCAGCCGCCUCACGUCCGUCUUCCUGGACUUUGUUUCCUGCAAGGCGAUUACGUCGUAGUUGAUGCGCCCUGCACCUUCGAAAAGGGCGUGGAGAUCGGCGUUGGUGGAAACUGUCCUGGCGUUGUAGGUGCAGAGCCUGAGACAAUCUCCAUGGCGAGUCGUUCAUGCCCUUUAAUCCAUGGCGUCCUUUGCAACCUGACACUGGUCUUGAUACAUGCUGUAAGGGCAAUGAAUAAAGGAAUCUUUCCAAACAUUAGCAGUGUCCCGCCAGGGCCUUGCCAAGCUUUCACCACUGGCAAUCGCUGA
Messenger RNA from Strongylus vulgaris, 342 nucleotides. NCBI's taxonomy places the organism in Eukaryota, Metazoa, Nematoda, Chromadorea, Rhabditida, Strongylidae. The record is from the annotation of a GenBank genome assembly.